CAAGAAUACUCGGGCCACAAUGUGUUUGUCCCAGUCCCAAUCCAGAAACAUCAAAAAAGAAAAACCCAACUGUGUCAAUGUUUGCCGAGCUGCUGUCUGCCGCUGUCUCUCCGGUUCAAUCUUCCAUCGAUGCCAGUAGCGAUCUACAGACAGAGCAGUGAGAAUGUCCCGAGUCAGAGCGCUUCUGUGGGUGCUCUUCGUGAGUGUGAGUGUGGGCUUGGGCCUGGUUCACGGGGAUUACUAUUCGGCCAUCAGCGAAGUAGAGCGGCUGCUGGAUCUGGAGGCCUUCUUGGUGGAACGGUUGGAAGAUUACUUGGAAAAAGCCCAGCAGAAUCAGGAGAACAUCGAAAGGUUUCUUCUUCAUGUGGAGAAGUUGCAGAGCCAACGCGGGGACAUCGAGGACUACUUUGGCAACCCGCUGAAUGCAUUUACCACCAUCAGACGCCUUGCCCACGACUGGAAGCAUAGUGUCUUCGAGCCGGUCUUCGAGACGAGUAACUUGGAGAACUACAAGAAUUUGGUGAGCGCGGGGUUGGCAAAGGCCGAGAUACAGGAACCGACAAAGGAGGAUUUGCUCGGAGCUGUUCGUGGCUUGUGGCGCCUACAGGAGAUGUACAAACUCCCCACAAAGCAGUUGGCGGCUGGAAUCUUGUCCGCCGCGGAACAGCACCAAGUGAAUGUGUCACUUAGCGCCAGUGACUGCUACGAGAUUGGGCGUCAUUUUUGCCUGAUGAAGGAGUAUUCCUACGGCUCAGAGUGGCUGCUGGAAGCAAGGACCAGGCUGAAUCGGGAUCCUUCAGGAUUUGUGCUUCCCAAGAUCACUAAAGUGCAGAUCCUGGAGCAACUCUCGCCUGCCUUUAGCCAAUUGGGCAACAAGAAGCUUGCGUACAAGCUGAACAGCGAAAUCCUGGAUGCGGAACCUGGCCAUGAGGAGGCCUUGAAGAACAAAAUUGUGUACGAGGCUCAGCUGGCCAGAGAGAGGAGCAACAGUCCCAGAAUUAAAGUAGAACCUUCACAGGCGCCUGCUCCAGAGCCUGAGCUGAAGGAGAGCCAAGAACUUUACCAGCGCGUGUGUCGAGGAGAACUGCGGCAGUCCCCCAAAGAGCAGCGGGAUCUAAGAUGCUGGUUGAGCCACCGGAAUGUGCCCUAUCAGCGCCUCUCGCCCUUCAAGGUGGAACAGCUGAGCGUGGACCCCCAUGUGGCCUAUUUCCACGAUGUGCUCAGUGACAAGGAAUCUGAGCUGAUCAUCGAGCAUGGAAAGGGGCAGGUGACGCGCUCGGAGAUUGGCCAGAGCGGAAACUCCACCGUGUCGGAGAUCCGCACCAGCCAGAACACGUGGCUGUGGUACGAGAACAAUCCCUGGCUGGCGGACAUCAAAAUGAGACUGGAGGACAUAACCGGACUGACCACGGACAGUGCGGAGCCCUUGCAGCUGGUGAACUAUGGGAUUGGUGGGCAGUACGAGCCGCACUUCGACUUUAUGGAUGAUCCCGAAAAGAACUUUGGCUGGAAGGGAAAUCGCCUGCUGACAGCUCAGUUUUACCUGAAUGAUGUCCCCUUGGGAGGCGCCACUGCUUUUCCCUUCCUUGGGAACAAAGGAGCGCGAUCAGGUACCAAAUGUACAACCCUUGUUCGUUUGCUUUGUUCCCAAUUGGCAGUUGGGCCCGCCGCCUUCAAAAAGACUCUCCCCGCUCACGUCUUUGCCUGUCGCCAUAUUUCUGCCUUUGGAAACAUCAUUGAAAUCCUGGCAGUCGACCAAUUACGCACGGGCAAGACGCACCCGCAGCACGUUGUUCAGCGCUCGCACCGUGAAAUAGUAGAUAAAUUCAAUGCCACUGAGAAUGCUGGCGCCAAGAAAGAGGCCCAGCAUACCGCCCAUGGACACGACAACGUCUAAGCGUGUGCGCAGCGCCUGCCGGCGAUACUGAUCCGUGGGCAAGGCUGGCAUGGAGAGCGUUAUAUUACGAGCAGUGCUGCUGUGAUUGAAGCUAUUUGGAGGAAGGCAAAAGGAAUGUUGACGAUACGAUAGACAAAUGCAUUUAGAUGGCUGUACACUCACUCGGACACUGACUCGUAAAUGGCUCGUAUAUCGCCCUCGUUGCAGGAGGGCAGACAAUCGCAGUUGCUCUUGCCAUUAUGUGUACCCAGCAGCAGCCUGGCGUCUGGUUUGACCAUGUAAUGCGAUUCCAAACAGUUCAAGCCGGCCAGAUCGCAGUCCGGAUAACGCGGAUCAGCAAAGGGAUUCAUCAUGUACGGAGUACAGCCGCACAUCUUCAUCUGAAACUGGCGCGUGCAAUCCGUAAUGCAGGUGCUGAAGCUAUAGGCCUUGUACAAACUGAACGGCAGCACCUCCUCGGGGAACAGGCAGUUGCGUGCCUUCGGCUCUAUCUCGUGCACAUCCAAGUCGUUCUCCAUUGACUCCAUGUUGAACUGAAUGGUCUUGUGCUGGCCCGGAUCCGUGACACUCACCCCGACAGCAGCCAGCGCCGUGUGCGGUAUAUCCUCCUCGUUGAGCAGAUUCACCUGCACCGGGCGAUGGGUGAGCAGCUGCAUCAGGGCCGUCUCAUUGCCGGGCUCCAGGAUGUUUGGCAGCCAGUGCUCCGAGCCGCGUACAUUGUUCUGCAGCGAGUUGAGCAUAAAGCAACGGCCGAAGGGCGUGAUCAGCGGCAGAAAGUAUUGGCAGCAGUCAAACUCCCGAUUCGAUAGCUUGCAAUUGAUAAAAACGUCCGAGCA
Molecule: messenger RNA, 2733 nt
Organism: Drosophila obscura
Lineage: Eukaryota; Metazoa; Arthropoda; Insecta; Diptera; Drosophilidae
Product: prolyl 4-hydroxylase subunit alpha-1-like
Exons: 5
Coding region: 164-1897 (577 amino acids)
Biological process (GO): peptidyl-proline hydroxylation to 4-hydroxy-L-proline
Cellular component (GO): endoplasmic reticulum
Molecular function (GO): L-ascorbic acid binding; iron ion binding; protein binding
Source: RefSeq, a predicted model, not a curated record